Messenger RNA from Periophthalmus magnuspinnatus, 755 nucleotides. RefSeq names its product stonustoxin subunit beta-like. The annotation marks the transcript as partial. The transcript has 3 exons. The record is from RefSeq and is a predicted model, not a curated record. Lineage: Eukaryota; Metazoa; Chordata; Actinopteri; Gobiiformes; Gobiidae. Gene Ontology annotation, molecular function: protein binding.
GCUCCUGUGGCCAGGGCCAACUCAUUCAAGAGUGAUGACUCUAUAGGACAAGGGACAGAGUUAAAAAGAAAAGAUGGUUCACAACUGGACCAUGCUGGAGCUCAGUGGUUAACACCAGGACUCAGAAAGUAUUUCUGUGAUCUCACUCUGGAUCCAAACACAGCUCACAGAAAACUCAAACUGUCUGACAACAACAAGAAGGUGACACAUGUGACAGAGGAGCAGCCGUAUCCAGAUCAUCAGGACAGAUUUGAAAACUGUUUUCAGAUUCUGUGUUCCACUGGUCUGACUGGUCGCUGUUACUGGGAGGUCCAGUGGAGUGGAAAUGUUGAUGUGUCAGUGUCUUACAGAGGAAUCAGAAGAAAAGGACACAGUAAUGACAGUUGGUUUGGACACAAUACAAAGUCCUGGAGUCUGAUCUGUUUUCUAAAUGGUUUCUGUUCGUAUCAUAAUAAAAAAAUAACCCUCCUCCCUCAGCCCUGGUCCUCCUCUUAUGGGAGAGUAGCAGUGUUUUUGGACUAUGAUGCUGGCUCUCUGUCCUUCUACACAGUCUCCUCUGACCAACUGACCCACCUCCACACCUUCAACACCACAUUCACUCAGCCGCUGUUCCCUGGGUUUAGACUCUGUUCUUCUGACUCCUCAGUGUCUCUGUGUCCGACAGACUCACCCUCCUCUGUGUAAAAUACAACAGUCAAAUCUGUAGAAAAAUCACUUUGUAAAUGUUGAUUUUAUUUACUUUUUUUUUUUUUUAA